AUGGAAGAUUUCAAUAGUGGAUUCGAUGGAAGAUUGAACGGUGGAUUCGAUCGAUGGAAGAUUUCAACGGCGGAUUCGAUGGAAGAUUUCAACAGUGAAUUCAAUGGAAGAUUGAACGGUGCAUUUGAUGGAAGAUUUCAACGGCGGAUUCGAUGGAACAUUUCAACAGUGAAUUCAAUGGAAGAUUGAACGGUGGAUUUGAUGGAAGAUUU
This is a messenger RNA of Blastomyces gilchristii SLH14081, 212 nucleotides long. RefSeq lists its product as uncharacterized. Bases 1 to 189 code for a protein of 62 amino acids. The record is from RefSeq and is a predicted model, not a curated record. NCBI's taxonomy places the organism in Eukaryota, Fungi, Ascomycota, Eurotiomycetes, Onygenales, Ajellomycetaceae. The transcript has a single exon.